This is a messenger RNA of Castor canadensis (American beaver), 1458 nucleotides long. It is a transcript of the gene Slc67a2, whose product is annotated as major facilitator superfamily domain containing 9. NCBI's taxonomy places the organism in Eukaryota, Metazoa, Chordata, Mammalia, Rodentia, Castoridae. Gene Ontology annotation, molecular function: transmembrane transporter activity. Gene Ontology annotation, biological process: transmembrane transport. The record is from RefSeq and is a predicted model, not a curated record.
GGGUCGCCAGGGCCGGACUUUGAUCCCGGGGUUGGCCUCAGAGACUUCGGAGCCGCGGCAGAAGCCGAAGACAGGGGCGGAGGCCAGGGCGGUUCGAGCCCGCCGCUUCCUGCUCUGUCUCUAUUUGGUGGGCUUCUUGGAUUUGUUUGGUGUCAGCAUGGUUGUGCCUUUAAUGAACCUUCAUGUCAGGUCUCUUGGAGCAAGUCCCAUUGUUGCUGGAAUAGUAGGCUCCUCUUACGGCAUUUUGCAACUGUUUUCCAGCACAUUUGUGGGCUGCUGGAGCGAUGUGGUCGGAAAACGGACCUCCUUACUGGUGUGCAUCCUGCUCAGUGCCCUGGGUUACCUCCUCCUUGGAGUAUCCACCAAUGUGUUCCUGUUUGUACUAGCUAGAGUCCCUGUGGGUAUUUUUAAACACACCCUCUCCAUCUCUAGGGCUCUUCUUUCUGACCUGGUAACAGAGAAGGAGCGGCCUCUUGUGCUGGGACAGUUCAAUACAGCCUCCAGCAUUGGCUUCAUCUUGGGACCCAUGGUUGGCGGUUAUCUCACUGAAUUAGAAGGUGGAUUCUAUCUUACAGCCUUAAUCUGUUUUUCAGUCUUCCUUCUCAAUGCAGGUCUCGUUUGGCUAUUACCUUGGAGUGAAGCGAAACUCAGCAGUACAAAGAAUAGCCCGAGGUGGGGUCAGAACCAUGCACCCUUGGGGAAGACAGACUACACCCUGCAGGGAGCAGCCACCACCCCUGUAGCCACCAAGAAUGAAAAGAUGGCUCAGCGGCCCUGGCUGGAAGUCCCAUCGGCCUUGCAGGACAUGAAGAGCCUUCUGUUUUCUGAAAUGAGGCACAUAUUUCUCGUGCGCUUGCUGAUGGGUGUGGCCGUCAUGCUGUACUAUAGUAACUUCGUCUUGGCCCUGGAGGAGCGCUUUGGGGUGCGGCCUAAGGCCUCAGGGUACCUCAUCAGUUACAGCAGCGCCCUGGGGACCCUGGCUGGCUUUGCCCUGGGGCCAAUCCUGCGGCUGUACAAGCACAACUCGCAGAUAGUCUUGCUGCAUUCCAGCACCCUCACCUGCACUCUGCUGCUGCUCUACUCCACAGCCUGCAGCAUGGUUGUGGUGGUCUUCUGCUCCACGCUCCUAUCCUUCUCCACCAGUAUUGGCAGGACCUGUGUCACAGACCUCCAGCUGAGCAUGGGCGGAGCCCAGGCCAGCGGCACUGUCAUAGGCGUAGGACAGUCUGUGACAGCUGUGGGCCGCAUAAUUGCCCCUCUUCUCUCAGGAGUGGCCCAGGAGGUCAGCCCGUGUGGCCCUCCCAGCCUUGGGGCUGCUCUAGCCUUGGUUGCUAUUUUCCUAAUGUCACUAAACAAACCUCACGCUAGUGAUGAUGGGAGUGGUAAAUUAAAAUGUGCAUAGGGAACAUCCUGAGGAAACAAAAUUGGAGGUGUGCAAAUCAGGAACAAUGGGUGUAA